GGGGUCCUCCCGGGUCCUUCCUGCCCUCAGCCGCCGCUAGCCGCCUGACUCAAACCGACGGCGGAGGCGAAAUACCCGACAUUAAUCUGCAACUGUCGCCAAAAGCCCUUUUUUCCCGGAGCGAUGAUGGGCGGGAGAACGAGCGCGAUAGCUGCGGGGGUGUGCGGGGCUCUGCUGCUCGGCUACUGCGUCUACUUCGACCGGAAACGACGGAGUGACCCCGGCUUCAAGAACAGGCUGCGAGAGCGAAGAAGAACGCAAAAGGCAGCUAAAGAGAGGGCAGGACUGGCAAAGCUUCCAGACCUGAAGGAUGCCGAGGCGGUGCAGAAGUUCUUCCUGGAGGAGAUCCAGCUGGGGGAGGAGCUACUGGCUCAGGGAGACUAUGAGAAAGGCGUGGAUCACCUGACCAACGCCAUCGCCGUGUGUGGUCAGCCCCAGCAGCUGCUGCAGGUGCUGCAGCAGACCCUUCCUCCGCCCGUCUUCCAGAUGCUGCUCACCAAACUGCCCUCCAUCAGCCAGCGCAUCGUGAGUGCACAGAGUCUGAGCGAAGACGACAUCGAGUAAGGAGCUGAGAAGAGCCGCCCCGUCUCACUCCUCCUCCUCCUCAUCUGGACCCCGCCCCUCCACCUCGGCGCCCCAGUCACUUCCCAUUAAGGUGUUUUUGUACUGCUGUCACCCUUGGGGUGUUCAGCGGAUAAAAGCCAGUCCCUCUCACUCCACCAGUAGCUAUGGACGAACUGAUCUGAGUGCAGCUGGAGGUCGUGGCCGUGCCAGGUCCACCAAACCAGCGUGAUGCCAUCAGGAGUCUUCUGUUGUUUCCAGCCUGAAGCUGGAAACGCGUUUUAACGAGAGGGUUCAUGUAGAGCGGACCCUCUUGGUUAAAGACCAAUAAAAAGUGAAAACCUCCGUGUCUUAA
Nothobranchius furzeri (turquoise killifish) is the source of this 916-nucleotide messenger RNA. It is a transcript of the gene tomm20b, whose product is annotated as translocase of outer mitochondrial membrane 20b. The record is from RefSeq and is a predicted model, not a curated record. Gene Ontology annotation, biological process: intracellular protein transport; protein import into mitochondrial matrix; protein targeting. NCBI's taxonomy places the organism in Eukaryota, Metazoa, Chordata, Actinopteri, Cyprinodontiformes, Nothobranchiidae. Gene Ontology annotation, cellular component: mitochondrial outer membrane translocase complex; mitochondrial outer membrane. Gene Ontology annotation, molecular function: transmembrane protein transporter activity.